Messenger RNA from Chara braunii, 2520 nucleotides. The record is from the annotation of a GenBank genome assembly. Lineage: Eukaryota; Viridiplantae; Streptophyta; Charophyceae; Charales; Characeae.
CUGGGAUAACACACUGAAUAGACGAGUGUUUUGUUUUCUCUUACAGGAAGUCGAAAAGAGACGUCUGUCAAGAUGUCGGAGCCCAGUGACAUAGUGGAUGGUGCGGAAAGGGUCCUGACACUGGAGGACCUUAUUGCGGCCAUUGACAGGCAUGAGAAGACGUCAAGCAAUGUCCCAAAAAUUGAUACCUUCCACUUCAGUGGGGAUAGCGUCUCAGAUUGGCUGGAUCUGGUGGAAAAAGCGAUGGUGGGUCUGUCAGAUGAGGUGAAGUUCCAGCAAAAUUUGAAAUACGUACUUCAUGGGCAUCAUCAAGAAGUAGGAAAGGUUGUGGAAGCCGCUCACGGUAGCAGGGCAAGGUUCAGAGAUGGCAUGCAACGCAAGUAUCGGUUGGGCGAUGGAUUGCUGACCACCACAGACCUCGAGGCCAUGAACAAGGACGAUUUCACUACGAUAGGGGCGUUUGUGCAAAAAUUCAAGAAAAGGGCGAGGAAAGUUCAUGGGAUCUCGGAAGAGGCACAAUGUGUCAUCUUUCUGGGACUGCUUACAGCGUCAGAGGCCUCCGAAUUGACAAGCCAUGGAGGGGGCAGUGCGAAACUUACCAGGGCCACUAUUGAUAAGGGAGUAGAGGAUGGGAGUCUGGACCAGGUAGAGCAACAUCAGAUGCGCUUGCAAAGAAGGAAGAGAAAGGAAAGGGACGCCACUGCGUCAGGACACCCAGGGGUAAAGAGGAUUGUUACGGAUGUACUGGAGGAGCUGGGCUAUGACAAGGACGCCGAGGUACAGAAAAAGGUGGUGACCGUAGUCCAAGGCAGGAGUAAGGAGGUAGGGGAAGAAGAAACCAGACAGGAAGACUACGGCGAGGAGGAGACAGGGUCCCAAGUUCUCACCAAAGCCCAGGGCAAGCAGUGCAAUUUGCUGCUAGGGGGACAGGGCUCUGGAAAGGGACAGAUCCCGCAGGCAAUCGUUGCGACGCCAGCCGCCGCCGCCACUGCACAUAUGUCGGCAGGGCCCUCACAAAUGGGGCCGCCGCCAGCAUAUGGUCCUUGGAUGCCUUAUUGUCAAUUGGCACGCUGGCCCAAAUGUGAUCACCGCAGCUCGUGUGGGGGAGGCCAAGCUCCCCCAGGACAGUUGGUCCCAUAUCCGGGCCCAUCGAUGAGUGCAGGGCCCCCAAGUUUCCCAGUGACCCAAGGCCAGUUCACGGCCCAGCGUCCCCUUUCGCAGCAAGCUUCGCAGGCUAGCGUGGCGGGAAGAGGAGGUCAAGGGCAAGGAGGACAAGGCAAUGGUGGUCGAGGACAAGGAGGUCAAGGGGGUGGCUGCCGAGGACGGAACGGCGGGGGACGUGGUAGCGGAUGGAAUGGCCAAGGAGGCCAGAGCCAAGGCAACCAAGGCAGUCAAGAAGGGGGUCAGGGAUAUGGGAGGCCCCGCUUUGAUUGGCGAAAUGUCGUCUGCCGACAUUGUGGCAUUGUGGGCCACACUAUACGAUUUUGCCAGCAGCGGCGGGACGAUGAGCUUGCCGGUCUAAUCUUCACAAACAUGGAUGGGGAUAUAUAUGAUAAAUUUGGGCAGUAUAUUGACCCAAAGAUUCCAGGUGGAGUUAGACAAGAAGCCCAAAGGCGCGCAACGGCUGGGUCAGCGUCUCCGGUGAUGUUUAGACUGUGGCAAGAAAGGGAGGACCCGCCCGUGAGGAUUGAAGAGGUUACGGGGGAGAGUGAGGAAGUGACCCAACGACUAAAGGUUGAAACUAUAACGGAAGAGUCGAUAGUCGUUGAGUCAGAUGACGAGGACUUAAGGGAGGUGGAGGCGUCGGCCAUAACAAUCCUGAAAAAAAUGGAGGACUUGUUGGAGAAGAAGGUGGGAAGAUACCAUCAAAGGCUGAAGGAGUUAUGUGAUGAGGCCCAGGAAUGGAAGGCCGACCUCCCCAGAGUCUUCCUUUACGAGUCCGGACCGGGAUCAGCGUCAGGGCAGCAAGGCUACCCCGGGGUCGCGACGAUGGGGUCGGGCCGUAGGUCAGGGAUGACGUUUAGGCCACCUACCCCGCAUGGGUGGGCACCGCAGGCAGCACAAACCAGGAGCCAAAGUAAGGUUGGUCCUAGUCACGCGCCGAGUCAGGUACCUCCUCGAAGGAGAGCGGAGCCAGAGCGUAGGAAGGAAGUGGUAGAGGUCCCGGAAGAAGACGAAGAGGAGGAUGAUGAGACAGAGGACGAGAGGCUCCGUCAAGAGGAGGAUCAGCGGACGGAAUUAAGAGCCCAAAGGAGAGGGAUCCAGGAGGAAGUUGAGCCAGAUGUAAACAAGGCUAUGGAGAUAGUGGCAGCACACGAGAUGGCAGAUCCAGAGGCGAUCAAGGCGCUGAGGGAGCAAGUCUUGGAAAGCCCUCAGGUGGGGGAAAUGGAGUUGAUCUAUCGGCUUCCUAGAGGAAGAGGCGGUCCUGCGACGGCAUAGGCACAAACAACAAGCCGACCUUUUUUAGGGGAUGGCUUAAGCAGGGCGCCCAAAGGCGGUACAAGACGGUAGAUGAGAAGU